ACCGAGAGGCGUGGUGCUGUUGGCGGAAGUUUAUGGUCAGACUUGUAGUUCAUUUAAAUCACCAUGUGGUUGUAAUUCUUAAGUCAAAAUCAGUACUGUUAAAAAUCGAUCAAGAUGGGUAAAAAGACCAAGAAAGAAAAGAAAGUUAAAGGAGCGGAGAAAACAGCCGCCAAAAUGGAAAAGAAGGUCUCGAAACGAUCGAAAAGAGAAGAGGAGGAUUUAGAGGCGUUAAUCGCGGAAUUUCAGUCCCUGGAUGCAAAGAAGACGCAAGUAGUGGAAACAGCAUGCGACUCUCCGUCCAGCAGGCUGCACGCUUCGCUGUGUGCACAUCCCGAAAAAGACGAGUUGAUUUUAUUGGGAGGGGAAUUCUUCAAUGGGAAAAAGACAUUUCUGUAUAAUGACCUGUUCUUCUACAACAUCAAGAAGAACACUUGGGUGAAGGCAGACAUCCCGAACCCUCCUCCGAGACGCUGUGCUCACCAGGCAGUAGUAGUUCCCCAGGGUGGGGGGCAGAUGUGGGUUUUUGGAGGGGAGUUUGCGUCCCCUGAUGGCGAGCAGUUUUAUCACUAUAAAGAUCUGUGGGUGCUUCAUCUGGGAACACGCACAUGGGAGCAAAUCAAAGCUCCUGGUGCUCCAUCUGGUAGGAGUGGACAUCGUAUGGUCUUGACCAAAAGGCAACUGCUUGUUUUCGGGGGCUUUCACGAAAGCACAAGGGAUUAUAUCUAUUAUAACGAUGUGCACUCUUUCAAUCUGGACACAUUUACUUGGAGUCGCCUCCAGCCGUCAGGAACCCCUCCCUGUCCCCGUUCAGCCUGUCAAAUGACCCCAACACCCGACGGCAACGGGGUCAUCAUCUACGGUGGAUACUCCAAAUCUAGAGCGAAGAAGGAUGUGGAUAAAGGAACGAUCCAUUCUGACAUGUUCAUGCUGAGGAGGGAGGGCAGAGAAGAGCAAGAGAAGUGGACCUGGACCCGAUUGAACCCAUCAGGAGUAAAGCCUCCACCCCGAUCUGGUUUCUCUUUGGCGGUGGGACCCGGAGGCCGCGCCCUCCUCUUCGGUGGAGUCUGCGAUGAGGAGGAAGAAGAGUCUUUGGAGGGAGAUUUCUUUAAUGAUCUUUACCUUUAUGACAUCAACAAAAACCGCUGGUUUCCUGCUCAGCUUAAGGGCGGCAAGUCAGAAAAAAAGAAGAGGCGUCGAGGAAAGAAGGAAGCGCAGGCCGAUGAGACGGAAGAAGAAGAGAAAGAGGCAGCGCAGGGUCCCAGAGAGAUUAUUAAAGAGAUCGUAGCAGAAGAUGGAACGGUGAUGACCAUUAAAGAAGUGAUUACAGACACACAAACUGUGGAGGAAAGCGAGGAGGACGACGAGGAGGAGGAGGAAGAAGAGGAGGCGGCCGCAAUGGCUCCCAUGGUGGAGCCCUGUCCUCGCUCCAACGCCAUGGCAACGGUGAAGCACAGCAAGUUGUAUUUGUAUGGAGGAAUGUUCGAGGUGGGAGAUCGACAGUUCACCCUCAGCGAUCUCUACAGCCUGGACCUGCAUAAAAUGGACCGGUGGGAGGUUUUAGUGGAAAUGGAUCCAAAGACACAGGAGUGGCUUGAAGAAUCUGAAUCAGAAGAUGGAGAUGAAGAAGAGGAGGCAAAGGGGGGAGAGGAAGAGGACGAUGAAGAUGAGGAGUCAGAGGAGGAAAGCAAUGAUGAAGAAGAUCCAGAGCACCCGCCAACAGAGCCUGAAGAAACUCUGGCCGAUUAUCAGACCCGGACUGAGAAGUACUGGCAGGGCCUGGCCCGGGCCAACAUGGGUCCUGACGCCAAAGACAAGAAAGUACAAAAGGUCGCCCAUGCCAUGGCCAAGGUGUUUUUUGAGAGUCAGGAAUGAGAUUGUAUAUGUGUGUCACUGGAUUCAAGAGAUGCAAGUCUGUAUUAUAAUUAUGUGUGUGUGCGGCUGUGAGAAGGAAAUUGUAUGAUGUUACAUACACUGUAAUUUAAAAUUUACGUUUAAUAAUGUCAUUUCAACUAACUUGACAAGUGAUAAGAUGCUGUAACUUAAUAAAUCAAGUUGAAUUUGCUUUAGUUAUGUCAGCUUUAUUUAAUAAGUUACAGCAACUCAUCAGUAGUUAAAAUGAAUUGUAAAUCCAAGUUGUUAAACUUAAAAGUUUAAGUACAAAAAUAUUUUAUACAGUGUAGGAAAUCUCAAUACUGUGUGAAUGUGUGCAUGAAAGAAUAAGUUUAUGUUUAAGUUUUAAAACCAGUAAAAAGACGUGUUUUUCAGACUAUAUUGAAAGAUUGUCUCAAAUGUACAUUAUUAUCACUAAAUCUCAUUGCCUUGUUUCUCAUCAUCUUGUCUAUGUUUUUGUUCUUGUGAGCACAAAAAAAAUUACACACAAGGUAAAUUGAGGUCUUAUGAGAUGUUUAUGUAGUAACCCAAAUAAUUAAAAUCUUAGUAAAAUUAAAGGGACACUCCACCUUUUUUGAAAAUAUGCUCAUUUUCCAGCUCUCCUAGAGUUAAACAUUUGAUUUUUACAGUUUUGGAAUCUAUUCAGCUGAUCUCCGAGUCUGGGGGUACCACUUUUAGCAUAGCUUAGCACAAUCCAUUGAAUCUGAUUAGACCAUUAGCAUCACGCUAAAAAAUAACCGAAAGAGUUUAAAUAUUUUUCCUAUUUAAAACUUGACUCUUCUGUAGUUACAUCAUGUAUUACGACCAACAAAGUUGCGAUUUUCUAGGCAGAUAUGGCUAGGAACUAUACACUUAUUCUGGCGUAAUAAUCAAGGACUUUGCUGCCGUAACAUGACUGCAGGAGGCGCAAUGAUAUUACGCAGGUGCCCGAAAAUAGUCCCCUGCUAUUGAAAGUUACCAAGGGCGCAACUUUUAAUUUUCCGUCGGUCUUAGUACUCGAUGUAACUACAGAAGAGUUUUAAAUAGAAAAUAUAUCGAAACUCUUUGGUUAUUUUUAAGCGCGAUGCUAAUGGUCUAAUCAGAUUCAAUUGAUUAUGCUAAGCUAUGCUAAAAGUGGUACCGCCAGACUCUGAGAAAAUGAAAAAUGAGCAUAUUUCCCAAAAAAGUGGAGUGUUCAUUUAAAAUGAAUAUUGAGUUUUGUGAACUUGUGUCAUCAUGUAAAAACAGACUUUCUAGUCAUUGGGCCAAAAGAAAUUACAUUUUCAAUAAGCAGGCAUUUUUAUCCAAAGCGACCUACAGUGUAUUUAAG
Messenger RNA from Misgurnus anguillicaudatus (oriental weatherfish), 3199 nucleotides. NCBI's taxonomy places the organism in Eukaryota, Metazoa, Chordata, Actinopteri, Cypriniformes, Cobitidae. The record is from RefSeq and is a predicted model, not a curated record.